Molecule: messenger RNA, 1210 nt
Organism: Galleria mellonella (greater wax moth)
Lineage: Eukaryota; Metazoa; Arthropoda; Insecta; Lepidoptera; Pyralidae
Product: lysM and putative peptidoglycan-binding domain-containing protein 3
Exons: 3
Coding region: 228-980 (250 amino acids)
Source: RefSeq, a predicted model, not a curated record
AGAUUAUCUUUUCUUCUAAUCUGUAAUUGUCAAAAUUCUUUGUUACGAUCAAAGUUACAAUACGAUUAUAAAGUUCUUCCACAGCUGUUUUUGUUUUACUAUAUAUUCUUUCUUUUAAAUUUAUUCUAAGAACUAGAAAAAUUCGUCAGAAGUAGUUAGUAAAGGUAGAAUUAAGUUAUUUAUAUAGGUCAUGCUAGAAAAUAUUCAUUGUAGUAUUGUUUUUGAAAAUGAAACAAAGGACACGAAUAAUGCACAGCGGAGAUGAUUUAAUUAAUUACAAUUUUGUAAAUAAUAAAAAGGACGACGCUGAUGGCACUACCGAUAUUAUGUUACAUAAAAUAAGAACACGCGACCAUUUCAUCGAGGCCCAAGUACAGGAAGGCGAUACAUUACAAGCCAUUGCCCUAAGAUUUUAUUGCUCUGUUUCAGAACUAAAGAGGAUAAAUCAGAUACAUAAAGAUAAUGAAAUAUUUGCAAGACGGACCAUUAAAGUGCCUGUUACACCAUAUUCAGUUCUAACUGAAAUAAUACCAUCACAACUUCCUGAACAUCAGCCAUCUAAUUCUAAUACUUCACCUGCAAAUCUUGAUGGACAAGAUUUGGUACAAAAUGAUGUUACAUCACAGCAUAAUAUUUUACAAAGUCAGAGUAUAAAUCCUGGGGAGAAUGGUGAUCAUACAAUAGACUGUAAUAGCAUUGUUUUAAAUAGCACCGUAGCACCAUCUGUGACCCCAUACACAGAUAUGGAAGGAAAUGAAACAGUAUCUGAAGGUACACAAUUAUUGCCAAAUAAACAGAAGGAACCAGUAGAAGCAGUAGUGGUAAAGGAGUUGACAUCACAUGGUGCUGAUUUUGGACUGAAAUGGUUUCACUUAGUGGGUUUUAUGCUCAUUUUAGGUGUUGUGAUACCUCUUGUAUAUGUUAUGUUCUAUUUAGACAAACCAGACCACACUGAAGAAUCGUUUCAUUCAAAUCGAUGACUGCAAUAUUUUGUUCUAUCACAAAUAAUGGUGAUGGAAUUUUUAAUAUGGAAUUUUAUACUGAAUCAAUUUAAAAUAUUUUUUUAAUGAAUAGAAUCAAAUUCUAUUUAUUAUAUCAUUUUGUUAUUAACAAUACAUGAUAUUCUCUGAGAACUAAAAAUCUUUUAGAUAUUGCAGACCACAUCAGACUUGUCUGCUUUUACAGCAAUUGUAAUAAAACAUUGUAUAUG